CCUUUCUCUCUCUCUCUCUCUCUUACGCUCUUCCUGAUUUUGCCCUCAAUUAUUAUUAUUAUUUCUAAGCUCUCCCGCCGGUGGAAGCUAGAUUUGGCCGGAGAUGGAGGGAGGAGGAGUAUCCUCAGCCAAGUCAAUACUCGAGAAGCCUCUCAAGCUACUCACCGAAGAGGACAUUUCUCAGCUCACCCGCGAAGAUUGCCGCAAAUUCCUCAAGGACAAAGGAAUGCGAAGACCUUCUUGGAACAAAUCUCAGGCGAUCAAGCAAGUUUUAUCCCUCAAAGCUCUGUUUGAGCCCGGUGAUGACUCUGGAGCCGGUAUCCUCCGCAAGAUCCUCGUUUCUCAACCUCCUAAUCCCUCUCGUGUGACAACAACACAGUCGACUGAACUAAGCAACGAGCUUGGAGCUUGUGGUGGCCAGAUUCCUUUUCGGGAAGAUGAUGGCCUUAGGAGAGACUCUCCAAGGUCAGCUGAGUUUUCUGGUGGCUCUGCUCAUUAUGUAGCUGAGAAAGACAUACACAACACACUCUCUCCCAGAAGCCCAGCGGAAACAAGUGCGCAGCUGGCUGGGCAGAUGACGAUAUUCUAUAGUGGGAAAGUUAGUGUAUAUGAUGCUGUACCACCUGAAAAGGCGCGGUCAAUCAUGCACUUUGCAGCCAAUUCAAUUGAUUUGCCUGAAAAUGGUGUUUUUGCUUCAAGUACAAUGAUUUCCAGGCCCGUGAGUAAAGAAAUAAAGAUGGUGGAGCAUCCCCAUUAUGGCCUUGAAAAAGCUAAUGCUUCUCGUGAUUCAGAUGCGGAGGGUCAGGCGAACAGAAAAGUGUCGUUGCAAAGAUAUCGUGAAAAGCGGAAGGAAAGGUUGUUCAAGUCGAAAAAGGCUUCAGGAGUUGCAUCAACUAGCUUGGACAUGUAUCUGAAUCGUAGCCAGCCACUGAUGAACGUUGCUGCAUAUUCACAAAACCUUAGCAGCAGCGCAGGAGGAGAACACCAAUCGCCUGAAAACCAGACACGAAGCCCCAAUCUCUCAGUUGAUCUGAACUGUGAUCUAAACAGUGAAGAUAUCUGACACGAUGCAAAAGAAGCUCAAUACACGAAGGAGGAGAAGAAGACAAAAACAAAGUGCCAAAGUUUAAAAAAAAAAGCAGACAAGGAAUGUUCAUGGUGUGGAAGAAACAUGGCUUUAAGAUUGGGGUGGAGGAGAGAGAAGUCUUGUGAUCUCGAUUAUCUGUUUUUUUUGUUUGUUUGUUUGUUUUUGGGUCUGUAGUUUUGAGUUAGGUUAGCCACGGAAAUGUUCUGUUUCAACAUAGAGAUUGAGAGAAUGGCGGGGUUUUAUUCUCCGGUUUGUAUUAUGUAAAUGUUGACCUCUUCCUUUUAAAAAAAAU
Molecule: messenger RNA, 1379 nt
Organism: Eruca vesicaria subsp. sativa (arugula)
Lineage: Eukaryota; Viridiplantae; Streptophyta; Magnoliopsida; Brassicales; Brassicaceae
Source: the annotation of a GenBank genome assembly